Pseudovirgaria hyperparasitica is the source of this 749-nucleotide messenger RNA. RefSeq names its product ubiquitin-conjugating enzyme. Gene Ontology annotation, cellular component: nucleus. Lineage: Eukaryota; Fungi; Ascomycota; Dothideomycetes; Acrospermales; Acrospermaceae. The record is from RefSeq and is a predicted model, not a curated record. Gene Ontology annotation, molecular function: ubiquitin conjugating enzyme activity. Gene Ontology annotation, biological process: ubiquitin-dependent protein catabolic process; protein polyubiquitination. The transcript is spliced from 5 exons. Bases 98 to 541 code for a protein of 147 amino acids.
AUACGCUUCGCCUUCUUCAACCCUCCAUCGAACUCGCAGACUCACUGAAAACCUUCCCGUAAACCUUUACCACUCACACUUUCGCUCUAUAUCAGCCAUGGCUCUCAAGCGAAUCAACAAGGAACUCACUGACCUUGGUCGUGACCCUCCUUCGUCAUGCUCAGCUGGCCCUAUCGGCGACGAUCUGUUCCACUGGCAAGCCACAAUCAUGGGACCAAGCGACUCACCAUACUCCGGAGGCGUAUUCUUCCUCGCGAUUCAUUUCCCCACAGACUACCCGUUCAAGCCACCCAAGGUCAACUUCACGACCCGCAUCUACCACCCCAACAUCAACUCGAAUGGUAGCAUUUGCUUAGAUAUCCUGCGAGACCAGUGGAGCCCGGCGUUGACCAUAUCGAAAGUGCUGCUCUCGAUCUGUUCUAUGUUGACUGACCCAAACCCCGACGACCCGCUCGUUCCCGAAAUCGCACAUGUCUACAAGACCGACCGUCCAAGGUACGAGGCAACAGCAAGAGAGUGGACCCGCAAGUACGCUAUCUAGUCGUGUGCAAGAUGGACGAGACAGAGCCAGGCAAAGCCGUACCACAGCGCGGCCAUCACGAAGCGAAUUAUUUCAGCAUGGACUGCAGAGCAUGGGCAACGAGACUUCGAAAUAGAACGGAUGGAAGGUUAGGAUUAGCCCCGUGGACGCAAAACAUCAUAUCACGAGCAAUUCUUUGACUUUUUUCUUCUUGUCCACCACGAGGGAA